Messenger RNA from Syzygium oleosum, 953 nucleotides. Its product is annotated as vesicle transport protein GOT1. NCBI's taxonomy places the organism in Eukaryota, Viridiplantae, Streptophyta, Magnoliopsida, Myrtales, Myrtaceae. The transcript is spliced from 6 exons. Gene Ontology annotation, biological process: retrograde transport, endosome to Golgi; endoplasmic reticulum to Golgi vesicle-mediated transport. The record is from RefSeq and is a predicted model, not a curated record. Bases 92 to 502 code for a protein of 136 amino acids.
CACAAAAACCGUCUUGUCUCUCAGUUUCGUAGGAUUUGUUGUUGCUUGUCCUGGGGUCUCUUCGCUUGGGCGAGCUCGAGAUCGUCACCGCAUGGCGUUUGAAAUGGACGAGCAGAAGAAGAUUGGGCUCGGACUUAUAGGUUUUGGCAUCUUCUUUACCUUUCUCGGAGUGAUUCUUUUCUUUGACAGGGGCUUACUCGCUCUUGGGAAUAUCCUCUGGUUGGCCGGGGUUGCCCUGCUGCUCGGUUGGUAUUCUACAUGGAAACUUUUUUCAAACAAAGCAAACUACAAGGGCUCAGCAUCUUUCCUUCUGGGGCUCUUCUUUAUAUUUGUUUGUUGGCCAAUACUGGGAAUCAUCUUUGAACUAUAUGGCUGCAUUGUUCUCUUUGGUGGUUUUUGGCCGUCUGUGAAAGUGUUCCUUUUUCAGAUUCCAGUUGUCGGAUGGAUUAUUCAAUAUCCAGUUUUGCUUCUUGGUCGGUUGGGACGGGGCUCUGGCAGAUAACACCUGCUACAAGCUGAUUAUGGGGCGGCUUUCAUGAUGUCCUACUAACAAAAUGCAAAAUUCAUUUGUCCGAAUCUGAUGCUCGGCGACAAGAAAUGAAGUUUUGGGCAAUUCUGGUGCCUGGAGAUUAGUUAGCUUGCUGUAUUAACUGGGGCAAUGAUGGGAAAUGUAACAGCUCAGUAUUUUCUGUGCAUACCAUGAAUGUUAGCACUCAGCGCUUCCAUCGAGAGAGGUUUGUUCUCAUAGCUAGGAUUUUCGUGCUGGAUUAGUGAUUAGCCUGUAGAGGAGUGUUGAAGUGGAGUCGGGUCGCUAGAUAACUAAAUUUAUAACCAACAAUUCGGGUGUAUAUACUGUGUGUUAUGCUGCUCGGCGGUGUCGCAUGUCGGUACACAAUGUGGUGGAAAAUUUGUUAUGUGAUUGAGAGAAAUUCAAAGUUGUGGGUUUGGUUGAA